This is a messenger RNA of Lachancea meyersii CBS 8951, 2640 nucleotides long. Lineage: Eukaryota; Fungi; Ascomycota; Saccharomycetes; Saccharomycetales; Saccharomycetaceae. The record is from the annotation of a GenBank genome assembly.
AUGGAAUCCAAUGCUCAAAGCCAGAUAUCUGAGGAGCUCCAGAAAAUUCUGCUCUCGACAGAUCUCUCAUUUUUGAAAUCGACCUUCGAUGAUGAAGAUCGCAAGAAAGGCGCUUCCGUGGUGCAAGACUACGAGGAAGAACUUGAUUUAGAUGAGCAUACUAUGAACAGAUGGACCCCGUUGUUACGGUCGGCAAUCGAGAAUGAUUCUCUCCCGGUGGUCGUGGACGAACUGUACAAUUCAGUGGAAGACCACUUUGAAAAUUUAGAGACUCAGAUACUUCAAGACUCUCAGCUCAGUGACAACUUGACGGUUUCUGUGGGACAAAUAAGUAACAUAAAGGAGAUCAUUGAAGAAUCACUUCUACGUGAAACGGAAGAUCUACAAGGUCAAUUAGCACAAACCACCAAUGACGUAAUAUCCAGGAAACAAAGCUACAUUAACAAUAAGAAAACCUCCACAAAGAUCUCAGAAUGCAUCAUUCUGAUCUCCAAGAUUCUUCAGAUUUUGGAGCUCUCUAACAAGUGCCAAGAUCUGAUAAAGGACGGCAGCUACUACAAAGCGCUUCAGAGUCUAGGCGGUCUUGAACGAAUUUACGUUCAGGACUUCAAAAACUACAACUUUGACUUUUUGAAAACAAUAUAUGCAUCGAUACCGGUAUUGAAAUCCAAGAUCAAAGAUGAAAGUCUGAACCUAAUAAAAAGCUCAUUCAAUUCGAACUUAGAAAGAAAGCUGCUAUCCGUCAGCACCAAAUUCUUUGAUUUUUACAACGAGACUCUGCUUCCUGAUUGGAAAAACUCCAAAAAUGAAUUGAAGCUAAGCUCUUUCAAGUUCAACUCGCCCGUUGAAAUAUCCCUUCGUGAUACUAAGAAAGAGGAAACUCUUAAUCUUGCCACGAUAUUUCCUCUGGAUGAGUUUUACGAUUGCAUUUUGAUUUUUCAAAAUCUUAAAGAGACUAACUACCUCUGCAGCGAGUUUAAGACAGAGUACGAUUUCAGAAUAUCGAAAGUCGCUUAUCCUCUGGACUUGAAAAGUCAUGGCAGCACCACCACGCAUUCCGAUCAAGUGUUAAAGACUGCAGCCCUGUUUGGUGACGAGUUUUCUUCAACAGAGCUGAAAAACUAUAUGCUCAAGAUACUAGGCUUUGUCAUAUACGACAAACAUCUUAACAAAUCGACAGAUUACCUUCUAUCCUACAAAAGUAUGAGUACAAGCGAAAACUUCUGGGAGAUUUUCAUCGCCCGCUUUUCCCCAUUUCUGGAAUACUACCUUACAAAACGCGUCAACACAGAAGAAGAAGUGAUCGAGCUCAAAGACUUUCUAGGGAUCUACAUCGCAAUUUUGGAGAAUUUGAAUGUCGGAGUCGAACUGAUAAACAAGGUGUAUAUUCUCCUUUUCAGGAAGUACGCGGCGCUCCUUUUCCAGGUAUUUGACAUAGAGUUUUCAACUCUUCUUAAGGAUGAUGACUUCAUGCCUCUAACAAUCAAUGAUAAGGGGCUCUAUGAGAAGGUAUUGAGAAUCUGUUGGCUGAAAGACGAUGAGCCAGAGAGGCCGCGCAUUGAGGAUGAAGAGUUUAGCGAACAAUUUUUGGCUACACUGCCAUUUUCGCCAUUGUACCCAAUGUCAUGUACCCUGGUGAAGAAAACUCACAAUAAGCUGGUAACGUUUUUGAGCGAGUUUUAUCGCUCCAAUCUCAGCGAGCUCAAUCAAAUUAUCGUCCAGACUUUAGAUAGUAUUUUCAGCGAGAUUAUCAACGCUAAAAUCCAUGCGAAGCUUGACACUACCUCAAGAGAAGAGAUCGCGCAAAUUUUGAUAAACUUGGACUACUUCAUCAUUGCUGCCAAAGAAUUCAGUCAUAUUUUGGGAAGAGAAAACACAACUUUGAACCCAGACGUCGAACUGACCCUGCAAUCAGUAAAAAUUCUCACACAGUCAAGAAAUCUCACAGAACAGAAACUCAUUGAACUGAUAGACUCCAAAAUUUCCGACCUGAUGGAAUUUGUCGAAUUUGAGUGGUCUGCAACAGCGGUUGAACGAGAACCAAGUUUUUCGGUUAAAGACAUCGCACAGUUUUUGGAGAUGAUGUUCACAUCUACGCUGGUGAAUCUUCCUGAUAGUGUCAAGACUCUUUUGAUCUUUCGUGAGUUCGACGUGUUAACUGGUCGUUUUCUAGAUGUUCUUCUAAAUUUCAGCCCACCCAUACUGACUCCACAAAGUGUACUCAACUUCGAGUUGAACAUGAAUUUCUUGGAGGGUAUCAUUUCCAAAUUAUUUCCUAGCGACGGAGACCGCCCAUCCACGCCCACAAGUCCCGAUUUAGGUGCAGUUCACUCCUCCGAGAAUGCCAGAGCUUCGAAUUUGAUGGACAAUACAAGAAGAUCUCUGUACUCUACAUUUUCGGACCUCAAACAGCAUAUUGAGUUUCUAAAGUCUCCGGAUAUCACUGAGUACAAUGACCCAAGCAUACGCAUGAGGAAAUUUCCUCGCAUUAAACCCGAAGUGGCUCAAAUGCUUCAUGAUAAAAUGGUUUCACCGGCAUCGGCAGGAAUCGACAGCGCGAAUUCGUCCUCGGUUGAUCAGAGUUUUGCAGACUCUCUCGGGUCCCACAAGCGGUUGGCUAAAUUUUUCAAUCGGGCCUAA